UCUUCACGAAUCGCUCCGACCGAACCUCUCACACGUAUCGUAGAGAUAGCGGCGUGAUUCGCAUUUAAAUACAAUCGACAGAAGGAGAUCGGCGUGGUGGACAAAACGUAGGGGAGUGGGAGAGUGAGAUAGCCAGACGAGAGGUGCGAGCGAUCGAAGUGACGGUAGAACGAGAGAAGACUUGAGCACGCAACCUGUGCACAUUCUGUCAGUGCCUGGGUAUACAAAUGCCGAUGGUAGAAGAGGCGACGUUUGGCCUCUUAUAAGAAGUAACGCGAGGAACAAGACGGUCUCCGCGAUCGUCGUUCACUCUCGGUCUUCCGCGAGUCUUCCACGAGAUCACGAUGCGAGACAAUCGGUGAGAUUUAAGCCGGCGGCGCUAACUAGAACCGGAGAAACUGCGCUUUGGAGAGAAACGGACGAUACUUGGCGCGUUUCGCGAAGCAGGGCGCGACGCUUUCGUGUGCCAAGGUGUGCUAUGCCGAUUCGCGUCGACGUCGCGGUGUAACGGACACGCACAGGGUUUCUGAAUCGACGUGACCGGCGCGCACCUUCGCCUUGUCGCGUCGCGUUCGCGCUUCCGGGACGACAGCAUCGCGACGGCAUCGCGGCAGAAUGAAGCUCGACAGAAUGAACCUCUUCGUCACGUGCGUCACGAUUCUGUCGGCAAUAUUGAUUGCGACGUCGUGCGAGAUAAACGCUGUCUCGACGGAAAACGCGACCGCACUCGAGAACGGAAAUGAUUACGCUCAAGUCUUGGAGCUCUCGUUAUUGUUUUACGAAGCGCAGCGUUCUGGUAAGCUGCCGAAGAACAACAGAAUUUCGUGGCGAGGCGAUUCCGCGUUGCACGACCGCGGCUCGAAUGGCGAGGAUCUAACCGGAGGCUAUUACGAUGCUGGUGACUUCGUUAAAUUCGGCUUCACGAUGGCUUUCACGACGACGCUUUUAGCCUGGGGAGCGGUCAACUGGCCGGAGGCUUAUGACGCCGCCGGUCAACUCGACGAAGUUCGUAGAGCUAUCAAAUGGUCUACCGAUUACUUUAUCAAGUGUCACGUAAGCGAGAACGUGCUGUAUGGGCAAGUAGGCGAUUUUCCCAUCGAUCAUAUGUUUUGGGGGAGACCCGAGGAGCUGAACACCACUAGACCGACCUACAAGAUUGAUGCGGAGCAUCCUGGUUCGGAUCUCGCCGGCGAAACGGCUGCCGCUCUCGCGGCCUCGAGCAUCGUCUUCAGCAGUGUCGAUCCCGAGUACAGCGCCAAGUGUCUCGAGCACGCGAAGGAUCUGUACAAAUUCGCGGACGUUUAUCGCGGUCUUUAUCACGAGGCGAUACGCGGCGCCGAGCGAUAUUACGAGAGCACGGAUUACGGCGACGAGCUGGCCUGGGCUGCGAUUUGGCUGUUCAAGGCGACCGGAGACACGAAGUACUUCGACGACGCGGUGCAUCACUAUCAGCACUUCCAUCUCAAGGAACGACCGAACGCAUUCUUCUACAACAAAAAAGUCGCCGGUAUCCAGGUGUUGCUGGCUGAAUUGACGGGACAAUCCGAGUACCAGAAUGCCACCCGCGCGUUCUGCGACUUCUCGGUGCGGCAACAGAAACGCACCCCGAAGGGCCUUCUGUUCAUCGAUAAGUCCGGUACUCUUUCUCACGCCGCUAACGUGGCCUUCGUCUGCCUGGUAGCGGCGGAUUCUCCGGAAAUCAACGACUCGCAGGAAUACCGCCAAUUCGCCAGAGAACAAAUUGACUAUAUGCUUGGUGGAGCGGGAAGAAGUUACGUGGUCGGGUACGGUAAAAAUUCGCCGAAACAGCCGCACCAUGCCGCGUCUUCUUGCCCCAAUAGACCGGCAUCCUGCGGAUGGCAGGAAUUCAGCAAGAACGCACCGAAUCCACAGAUUCUCUACGGUGCUCUAGUCUCCGGACCGGACGAGGUGGACUCGUUUAAAGAUUGUCGCGAGGAGUACGCCUAUACGGAGGUCACGUUGGAUUACAACGCUGGUUUUACCAGCGUGCUCGCCGGGCUACUGCAAUUACAAUUAAAGAGUACGGAUACGAGUAGAAGAUCGUCGAAAGGAAACUAAUACGUAGUUUUAAUCGAAGCAUAUGGACGAAUUUCCAUGUGAAAAUGAGAUUCUCGCUGGUUCUUUGUGGUGAAAUACGAAAGAACUUUUUAAUAUAAAGAAUUACGUAUUGAUUUAAUUUUGCAAGACUUGUAACGUUAAUUUUAUGUUGCGUUAGAAAUCUAAUUAUAUAUACAAGUAUAUAUAUUAUAUAUAUAGUAAAUUCUCUCUCUCUGUCUAUAAUUGUUGAUAUGCUGCAGUAAAGCAAUAAAACCAAGCGUGAUAUAGUAUCUUGAAAUAAUGGAUAUAUACCUGAGAUUUUACGUCAUUAAUCUUAAGAUUGUUUUAAUGUAACUUUUUUAAAAUUAAAUUUACAUAGAAAAUAUUUUAUCUAUGUUAAUGGUAUUUAAUUAAAUGUAGAUUGAUUGCCUCGAGGUAGAAACUAAAAGUUAACAUGCGAACGUAUCAAGACAAUGUCCGCUUGUAAAUAAAGCGUUUUGUUAAAAAAUGAUAAGAAUUCAAUUUAUUUGCAGUCCGAUGAUGACUAUAACGAUUUAGAUGAGCUUGACAAAAUUGUAACAUUAUGGCAAAAAAAUGCCUAUAGAUUGUCAUCGAUCGUAAACCUACGUAUAUACGUGCGCGAGCUGAGUCACAUAGUACAAUAUCGAUCGCAUGUAUAUAAACAAAAACAAAUAGUGAAAUAGCUUUUAGACAAAAGUGACAAUAAUGGACAAUACAUAUUAUCUCUCUAUGAUAGAUAUUUGCGCAUUAAGCACAAUGUUCUUCGUAGAAUUCUUAUAACAAUUGAUCGCUGACAAAAUACCGUUACUACUAUUUUUAUAUUCCGUUCUCUAGAAAUAUUUUAUAAGAUUGAAUCAUUAAUUCGUUAUUAUUUCUCGUCAUCAAGUCUGAUAAUUAUGCGAAAUAUUGCUUGCACAAUGUGUUUUGUUACGUGACCAGACUGUGUACAUAGUUGUCUCUUUAAUAGAUCGUAUUAACGUGUCAUCGAGGAUACAAGUUUCCGACGCGAAGUGAAAACAUCGAUAAUUUUGCAAAGAUCACACCAAGAAUUUACGCUCUGUAAGUGCCGGGGUUUUUCAAAAACGAAAUAUGCGAGAAUAAAGUAAGACUUAUUGAACGUACAUGUUUUACGUAUAAUAUUUCUCCUUUGUGAUCCGUACGACGUGCCAAUAGCGUUCAACGAGGCGUAACGUUAGCGACAACUGCUGUAUUGACAAUACUCUUUUCCAUGCGGCGGCUCUCGUUACAAUUGCGCUUACAUUACACGCUAUUACGUCUAUAGCUGUAUCGGCACAGGUGCACAGGUGCAAUUGAAAUAAGCGAGUGCUAUCAGCGCUGUCGCCAUGCGACGCGAAUACAUUUUUAUCUGCAACUUAACGUGCCUUCUUUUCUUCUUGCUUUCCGAACAACUUUUCGCGAACGGAGAAUCGGGAAGUGAUUAUUCGAAAGGAUGCGCCUAUCUACGUUGUGAGAACGGUAGCCAAUGCGUGAAACGACGGUUUUGGUGCAAGGAUCCACCCUGCCCCGGCAUGUUGUAUUGCUCUAAGUCGAGAAAAGAAUCGUUGAAGGGACCACAAAUAUGCGACACCGUUCGUUGCAGCAAGGGACACAUAUGUAUCGUUAAAGUGCGAGGAUGUCAUUGGGAUGGGAAGUGCAAGCAACAAUUAGCGCGUUGCGUAUCGGAGAAAGAGUAUCACGAGGGUGCAGCUUCCUGCGCCGGCUCUGAGUGUCCCUCGGGAAAAAGUUGCAUUUUGCGAGAAACGUAUUGCGUUAAUCCACCCUGCAAACUUAUCAGAAGUUGCGAAAGUGCGGAAGGUCACAUCAAGCAAAAAGAUAAUUAAUUUAAUUAAUUCUCACUCAAUCUUUUCACGUAUUUUCUCACACAGGGUUUU
Messenger RNA from Temnothorax curvispinosus, 3971 nucleotides. Its product is annotated as endoglucanase E-4-like. The transcript is spliced from 10 exons. Gene Ontology annotation, biological process: carbohydrate metabolic process. NCBI's taxonomy places the organism in Eukaryota, Metazoa, Arthropoda, Insecta, Hymenoptera, Formicidae. Gene Ontology annotation, molecular function: hydrolase activity, hydrolyzing O-glycosyl compounds. The record is from RefSeq and is a predicted model, not a curated record. The coding region runs from base 616 to 2079 and encodes 487 amino acids.